UCAUAGUUACCUAUGUUAUUCAUUCAAAGUUUAUAGAAAUAUAACAAAUACAAAAUAAAAAUGAAUUUCUACCAGAAUUGCAUCGUAUUCUUUAUAACUCACAAGUAUAUUUUAUGGAUUAUGAUAUCACAAAAAAUACUAUACGGAUCUGCAGUUACUUCAAAUCAUUUUGACUACAGAUUAUCAAAAAGAAGUGUUUUACCAUUUGUUUAUUAUAAUGGUACACCUAAAACUAAAGAAGAAAUUGAAAAGAAGGACACUAUGGACACGUAUAAUUUAGCUUUAGCAAACAAAAUAGACCCUAAUGAUAUUAAUAAAUAUGAUUAUAUCAAUAAUAAUAACAAUCAACACAGCAUGGAGAUUCCAUUUUAUUGGGUAAUUGAUGUCGAUGGCCGAAAACGUAAAAAGAGAUAUUCUAAGAAACAUGAAAAAGAAAAAACUCAUCAUACUCACUUACGAAAAUCUAGAGAUGUAACUCAUGAAAAAUCACAUCAUAAAUCACAUGAAUCAAGUAAACAUAAUGACUAUAAUUUUGAUUUAAAAAAGAAUGAAAUGAGAAAUACACAUAUAAAUGUGCACAAGAAACGUCACCAUAAUGAAAAAUUAGUAAAGCAUGUGAAGCAUAAAUCAAUAGAGAAAUUUGAUAUCAAUGGUGACGAUAACACCAAUAAUAAAUUAGACGAUGAAUCGAGUGAAGAAUCUAUUAUACAUCAACGUGGUUUAACAAAUAAGCAAACUUAUAAAAAAUCAUCUCAUAAAAAUCACAAGAAAACAAGUAAAAAUGAAAUGGAUAAAAAAUUAGAUAAGUUAAAGAAGAAGUCGAAUGAAUUGGAUAAAAAAGUGACUAAAAUAACUGGAUCUUGUUUAGAUGAUUCAAGCUAUUCUGAUAAAUAUUCACAAAAUGUAGCAAAAAGUUAUUCAAGUAACAAUUUAAUUGAUAAAUCAGAAAAGAUAUCAAAAAAUAAAUCAAAACUAGAUAGAUAUGAUAAUAUCGAUAAAGCUCGUGAUAAUUUAAAGAAUGAACACCAACAACAUAGUUCAAGUAGUAAUAAAAUUGAUAAAAAACUAAGUUAUAAAUUAAAAGAUGCUCAAACAAAACAAUCAGACAAGCAUUCUAAUGGUUUUAAUAAUAAUAAUCGCAAAAAAAGAUCUAAUAAUAUAUUAAAAGUAGAAUCAAAUAAUGAAUUUGAUGAAGACUUAAGUGAGUCAGCAGAUAUUGAACACAGUGAUGCAACACAAAAAACCAGCGGUCAUGUUAGAAAAAAAUCAAUUAAUAAAUUAAAAAAAAAGUCUAAUUCUGAAUUAGUUAAACAUCAUAGUGACUUAGAAGAAAAUCAUCCGAAACAAAAAUCAUAUAAUGAAGUGGGUAAAAGAUCAAGUAAUAAAUUAAAAGAACAAUCAAAUGAUGGUGAAUCGGAUGAUGAAUUAGAUGAUUUAAUAACCAAUGAGGACAGCGAUGAUUCUAAUGAACAUGAUAAUAGCUUAAUAAAUAAACAUCCGCGUCAAAAAUCAAAUAGGAAAGUAAAUAAUAAACUAAAAGAAGAAUCAAGCGGUGAAUCAGAUGAUUCAAUAAAUAUCGAAAAUAAUGAUGUAUCGAAGAAAGGUGCUAAAAAUUUAAAGAAUAACUAUAAAAAGAAGAAAUCGGAUAAUAAAGAAGGUAAAAGGUCAAACAAUCAAUUAAAAAAGGAACCGAGUGAUGGAUCAGAUGAGCAAUUAAAUGAUUCAAUUAAAAAUGAAUACAGCAAUUUAUCUAACAAACAUCAUACAAAUGUAAAAGAUAACCAUAAAAAACAGAAAUCAAAUAAAAAAGUGGAUACCAGUUCAAAUAAUAAAUUAAAAAAACAAUUAAGUGGCAAAUCGGAUAAAGAACUAAAAAAUUUUAUAAAUAAUAAACAUAGAGAUGGAUCUAGUGCUAAUAGUUUAAAAAAAAAACAUCACCGCAAAAAAGAAAACAGUAAAGUAAGUAGUAAUAAAUUAAGAGAAGAAUCAAGUAGUGAAUCAGAUGAGAAAUUAAAUGAUUCAUUAAAUAAUGAAAAUAAUGAUGUAUCUAACAAACGUGCUAAAAAUUUAGAGAAUAACCAUAAAAAGAAGAAAUCGGAUAACAAAGCGGAUAAAAGGUCAAAAAAAAUAUUAAAAACAGAACCUAGUGAUGAAUUAGACGGGCAAUUAACUCUUUCAGGAACGGUGGGAUACCGUUUGUCCCACAAAUUUCAUUAAUUUCUUCAAAUAACACAUCACAAAUUUCACCAACGUUUAGAUGAGAACUCAUUUUUGAAAAUCAAAACAUUAAAAUAUAAUAAAAUAUAUUUUAGAAUAACACAAAUUUAAAAACAAAAAACAAAGUUGCUUCUCUAUAAAAAAAUUGAAAAAUAAAAUGUUUGAAAAAAUUUUGUUUACGCAUAAUGCAAUAGGUAUAUGCAUUAAUCAUAAAAUAUGAAAGAUAAUAAUAUUAAUAUUAUUAAAUGUAACACUAUAUUAAUAAAUUGUUAAUGUUACAUA
Molecule: messenger RNA, 2499 nt
Organism: Rhopalosiphum padi (bird cherry-oat aphid)
Lineage: Eukaryota; Metazoa; Arthropoda; Insecta; Hemiptera; Aphididae
Product: GATA zinc finger domain-containing protein 14-like
Exons: 2
Coding region: 61-2217 (718 amino acids)
Source: RefSeq, a predicted model, not a curated record